Messenger RNA from Euleptes europaea (tarantolino), 1050 nucleotides. RefSeq names its product annexin A9 (gene ANXA9). The coding region runs from base 4 to 1050 and encodes 348 amino acids. Gene Ontology annotation, cellular component: cytoplasm. Gene Ontology annotation, molecular function: calcium-dependent phospholipid binding; calcium ion binding. The record is from RefSeq and is a predicted model, not a curated record. The transcript is spliced from 12 exons. NCBI's taxonomy places the organism in Eukaryota, Metazoa, Chordata, Lepidosauria, Squamata, Sphaerodactylidae.
ACGAUGUCCCCAGCCAACAAGCCGGAGAAGACCUCCCUGGCAAAUAAAAUCCUCAAGCAGUUGCCCCUAGCCAGUAAGACUGCAGUUUGGGGGACUUUGGGGACCAUCCGGCCUCUCCUAAACUUCGAAGUGGAGCGAGACGUCGAGUCUCUCCUGGACGCCAUCGCUGGUGAAGCUGUGGACUACAGCACCAUCAUCCACCUGCUCACCAACAGGACCAACAGACAGAGACAGCAGAUUGCCAAAGGCUUCCAGGCCUUCACUCAACAGAACCUGCAGAAGACCCUGCAAGCGGCCGUGUCCGGGAACUUGGAGACAGCCGUGGUGGGACUGCUGAAGCCGGCAGCACAAUAUGACGCUCACGAGAUCAAAAUGGCCAUGAAGGGUCCAGACGGAGCCACGCUGGCUGAAAUCCUUUGCACUCGGACGACCCAGCAACUUCGGGAAAUCUUGGAUAUUUAUAAGCACGAUUUUAAAUCGGACCUAGAGGCGGACAUUGCGUUGGGAACCAGUGGCUGUUUUAAAGACCUCCUGCUCACUCUACUCAAGACCAGCCGAGAGAGAUACUCCGGGGUCAUUGACUACAUGCUGAUUGAGCAAGAUGCCAAGGCCCUUGUGACGGCAGGCAGUGGAGUCGGCGCCCUCAGACUGGACGAGAAGAAAUGGGUCCGGAUCCUCAGCCAGCGCAGCCCUGAACAUCUCAACAGAGUGUUCAGCUUGUACCACAAGAAGACGGGGCUCCAGAUAGAGGAGGCGGUGGCAAAGUUCUUCCAUGGCAACGCGCAAGAGGCUAUCUUGACACUGGUCUCCGUCCUGAGGAACGCCCCGCUCUAUUUUGCCAUCAGACUCCGCCAAGCGAUUAAGGGCCCGGUGGCCAGCCACAAAACUCUGAUUCGCAUCCUGAUUUCCCGUAGCGAGACCGACCUCCUCAGCGUGAGAGCGGAGUUCAGACAGCAGUACGGGAUUUCUCUCUAUUCGUUCAUCCAGACCGAAAUGCAAGGCAACUACCGGGCGCUCUUGCUGGGACUCUGCAAGGCGGAAGAUCUGUAA